Molecule: messenger RNA, 930 nt
Organism: Penicillium malachiteum
Lineage: Eukaryota; Fungi; Ascomycota; Eurotiomycetes; Eurotiales; Aspergillaceae
Gene: nde1
Product: nuclear distribution protein NudE
Exons: 3
Coding region: 1-930 (309 amino acids)
Biological process (GO): centrosome localization; microtubule nucleation; mitotic centrosome separation
Cellular component (GO): kinesin complex; centrosome; kinetochore
Molecular function (GO): microtubule binding
Source: RefSeq, a predicted model, not a curated record
AUGCCGGCCCCCGAUGAGUCGCCUUCUGAGAGAAAGCACACCAGCAGUUCUUACAGAGAUGAGCUUGCGCACUACAAGUCUCAAUAUGAGCAGCUAGAGGCCGAGCUUUCGGACUUUCAGGUCUCCAGCCGGGAGCUGGAGGCCGAGCUGGAGAAGGACAUCGAAGCUUCAGAGAAGCGAGAGCGCCAGCUGAAAGAGAAAGUGGACACUUUGCGAUACGAGGUUGAUGAGUGGAAGACCAAGUACAAGCAGUCUAAAUCCGAAGCGAACGCUGCCCAAAACACUCUGCAAAAGGAGAUCACUUCCUUGCGCGAGACAAGUCGCUCUCUCCACUCGGAACACCACCUCGUCCUGGAGGACCUGGAGUCGAAGUAUAAUAUGGCCAUUGAGCGCGGCGUGCUUCUGGAAGAAGAAAUGAGAACUGGAGACCUGGAGCGCGAGAGUCUUCGAAUUGAUAACCAACGUUUACGUGAUGAGCUCUCCGAUCUCAAGGUCGAGGCCGAGAUCGUUCAGGAAAGACUGCGAAAUGCGGAAGGGCAUGGAUAUCGCCGUCGCAAGCCGACUCCUCUUUACCGAAGCCCCUCCACACCGCAAACCUUUGAGAUUUUCGAUCGGUCGCCCAAUACAGCAACUUCUUCUCCAGUCUUUGCCACGCCACCUGCCAAAUCCUCAUUGGCGUCAGCUACUGCCACUCCUCCAUCGCCUCCAAUCUCGGAGGCCUCGACCAACUUCCGGAAGUCUAUCAAUGCUACGCCUACGUUCCCCGAACAAGAGUGGCAGGACCAGACCCAGUCAACUCUCGAACUCUUCACAAUGCUAGAACACAGCCCCGACCCACACAUUCUCGAGCCUCGUCUCUUGCGUACAGCAAUAGUGCCCGGUCCAAUACUACUCCCUCGAUCAGCUCUCGCAGCAGCAUGGCGAGAAUGA